Messenger RNA from Mesitornis unicolor (brown roatelo), 1341 nucleotides. Its product is annotated as inversin. Gene Ontology annotation, molecular function: protein binding. Gene Ontology annotation, cellular component: ciliary inversin compartment. The transcript has 8 exons. The annotation marks the transcript as partial. Lineage: Eukaryota; Metazoa; Chordata; Aves; Mesitornithiformes; Mesitornithidae. The record is from RefSeq and is a predicted model, not a curated record. Gene Ontology annotation, biological process: protein localization to ciliary inversin compartment.
CAAACUGCAUUGCAUUGGAGUGCCUACUACAAUAACCCAGAGCAUGUGAAACUUCUCAUAAAACAUGAUUCAAACAUUGGAAUCCCUGAUAUUGAAGGAAAAAUCCCACUUCAUUGGGCAGCAAACAACAAGGACCCUAGUGCAAUUCACACAGUGAAAUGUAUUCUGGAAGCUGCACCUACAGAAUCUCUGCUUAACUGGCAAGACUAUGAAGGACGAACUCCCCUUCAUUUUGCUGUUGCUGAUGGGAACGUAGCGGUUGUUGAUGUCCUGACCUCCUAUGAAGGCUGCAAUGUGACAUCUUAUGACAACUUGUUUCGAACUCCCCUUCACUGGGCAGCCUUACUCGGUCAUGCACAGAUUGUCCAUCUCUUAUUAGAAAGAAAUAAGUUUGGAACUAUUCCAUCUGACAGUCAAGGUGCAACACCCCUGCAUUAUGCAGCACAGAGCAACUUUGCUGAAACAGUGGAAGUAUUUUUGAAACAUCCUUCUGUAAAAGAUGACUCCGAUCUUGAGGGAAGAACAUCCUUCAUGUGGGCAGCUGGCAAAGGCAGUGAUGAUGUCAUUAGGACUAUGCUGGCUUUGAAAUUGGAUAUUGAUAUCAAUAUGACGGACAAAUACGCUGGCACAGCGUUGCACGCUGCUGCCCUUUCUGGCCAUGUCAGCACAGUGAAAUUGCUGUUGGAACAUAGCGCCCAGGUGGACGCUUUGGAUGUUAUGAAACACACCCCGCUUUUCCGAGCCUGUGAGAUGGGACACAAAGAAGUGAUCCAAACACUCAUUAAAGGAGGAGCAAGAGUAGAUUUGGUUGACCAAGAUGGCCACUCACCCCUUCACUGGGCAGCCCUAGGAGGAAAUGCUGACGUGUGCCAAAUCUUGAUAGAAAAUAAAAUCAACCCUAACGUGCAGGAUUAUGCAGGUCGAACACCUCUGCAGUGUGCUGCUUAUGGAGGCUACAUUAACUGCAUGGUAGUGUUACUGGAAAACAACGCAGAUCCAAAUAUUCAGGAUAAAGAGGGAAGAACUGCUCUGCACUGGCUCUGUAACAAUGGCUACCUUGAUGCUAUUAAGUUGCUGCUUGGUUUUGACGCUUUCCCUAAUCACAUGGAGAACAGCGAGGAGAGAUAUACUCCACUUGAUUACGCCUUGCUUGGUGAACACCACGAAGUGAUUCAGUUCAUGUUAGAACACGGAGCUCUGUCUAUAGCUGCCAUACAGGACAUUGCAGCUUUCAAAAUCCAGGCUGUCUACAAAGGAUACAAAGUUAGAAAGGCUUUUCAAGAGAGGAAGAAUCUUUUAAUGAAACAUGAACAGCUGAGGAAAGAUGCUGCUGCCAAGUAA